Molecule: messenger RNA, 433 nt
Organism: Leguminivora glycinivorella
Lineage: Eukaryota; Metazoa; Arthropoda; Insecta; Lepidoptera; Tortricidae
Product: cytochrome c oxidase subunit 5B, mitochondrial-like
Exons: 3
Coding region: 52-396 (114 amino acids)
Biological process (GO): mitochondrial electron transport, cytochrome c to oxygen
Cellular component (GO): mitochondrial envelope
Source: RefSeq, a predicted model, not a curated record
UCAGUAUUGGAUCCAGUCGAUAUUUGGUAAUAUUUGCCUUCACGAGACGCGAUGUUGAAGUUAACCCGUGUGCUGCCGCUGCGACGCACGGGCACGCGCCUGUACAGCGCCUUCCACGACCCACUCGACCUCGUCACGGGCCUGGAGAAGAGGGAACUGCUCGCGCACCUCGCGGGCGACUGCGACCCCUUCCGUAUCUUGUGCUUUAAAAGAGGUCCGGGCACUCGCGAGCGUCCGAACCUGGUGCCGAGCGCGUUCCACUCGCGGCUGGUGGGCUGCAAGUGCCACCCGGACACGUACCACUGCGAGUGGAUGUGGCUGCACGCCUCGGAGCCCAAGCGCUGCGCCUGCGGCUACUGGUUCGAGCUCUGCCCCAUCGCGCCCAUCGUCACCUGAUCUAUACGUAGCACAAUAAAUAACAAGCUUAUUUAUA